Molecule: messenger RNA, 3848 nt
Organism: Pogona vitticeps (central bearded dragon)
Lineage: Eukaryota; Metazoa; Chordata; Lepidosauria; Squamata; Agamidae
Gene: POLR2B
Product: RNA polymerase II subunit B
Biological process (GO): DNA-templated transcription
Molecular function (GO): ribonucleoside binding; DNA binding; DNA-directed RNA polymerase activity
Source: RefSeq, a predicted model, not a curated record
CUGGAGGCGCUGGACUUUUGCGCCGGCGCACUGGUCGCUUGGCGCUUCACAUCUACGUUGUCUCCAUUUGUAGUGUGGCUAGAAAGGAGAUCGGUUCGUCUCCCGCCAGUUUCCGUCGUUUUGAGUUGGUGACUCGCCGUAAGGCUCCUUCGCCAAGAUGUAUGAUGCGGACGAAGAUAUGCAAUAUGAUGAGGACGAUGAUGAAAUUACCCCAGACUUGUGGCAGGAAGCAUGUUGGAUUGUCAUCAGCUCCUAUUUUGAUGAAAAAGGCUUAGUGCGACAACAGCUGGAUUCUUUUGAUGAGUUCAUUCAGAUGUCUGUGCAGAGAAUAGUUGAAGAUGCCCCACCAAUUGAUCUACAAGCAGAAGCUCAACACGCUACAGGAGAAGUAGAAGAGCCGCCACGUUAUCUUCUGAAAUUUGAACAAAUUUAUCUGUCCAAGCCUACGCAUUGGGAAAGGGAUGGUGCUCCUUCGCCGAUGAUGCCAAAUGAGGCCAGGCUGAGAAACCUUACGUAUUCUGCUCCGUUGUAUGUGGACAUAACUAAAACAGUUAUUAAGGAAGGAGAAGACCAGUUGCAGACACAACAUCAAAAAACAUUUAUAGGAAAAAUUCCUAUCAUGCUGCGAUCAACGUAUUGUCUCUUAAAUGGUUUGACUGACCGUGAUCUUUGUCAACUGAACGAAUGCCCCCUUGACCCUGGCGGUUAUUUCAUUAUUAAUGGCUCAGAAAAGGUUCUGAUUGCCCAAGAGAAGAUGGCUACAAACACAGUAUAUGUCUUUGCAAAGAAGGACUCCAAAUAUGCAUACACAGGAGAAUGCCGCUCUUGCCUGGAGAAUUCUUCGCGGCCCACAAGUACUAUAUGGGUUAGCAUGCUGGCCAGAGGUGGGCAGGGUGCAAAGAAAAGUGCCAUAGGCCAGCGCAUUGUAGCAACCUUGCCGUAUAUCAAGCAGGAAGUACCCAUCAUUAUUGUUUUCCGAGCCUUAGGCUUUGUCUCUGACAGAGACAUAUUAGAACAUAUAAUCUAUGAUUUUGAGGAUCCUGAGAUGAUGGAAAUGGUUAAGCCCUCUUUGGAUGAGGCGUUUGUCAUCCAGGAACAGAAUGUUGCCCUGAACUUCAUUGGUUCAAGAGGGGCUAAGCCUGGCGUCACUAAAGAGAAAAGAAUCAAAUAUGCAAAGGAAGUUUUGCAGAAAGAGAUGCUUCCACAUGUUGGUGUCAGUGACUUUUGUGAAACCAAAAAGGCUUAUUUUCUUGGCUACAUGGUUCAUCGGCUGUUGCUGGCAGCCUUAGGGAGAAGGGAGCUGGAUGACAGAGAUCACUACGGCAACAAACGGCUGGACCUUGCGGGGCCCUUGCUUGCUUUUCUGUUCAGAGGAAUGUUUAAGAACUUGUUGAAAGAAGUUCGAAUAUACGCACAGAAGUUUAUUGACCGAGGGAAAGAUUUUAACUUGGAGCUGGCAAUUAAAACGAGGAUCAUAUCGGAUGGUCUGAAAUACUCACUAGCUACUGGGAAUUGGGGAGACCAGAAGAAAGCUCACCAGGCCAGAGCUGGCGUAUCUCAAGUGUUGAAUCGUCUCACCUUUGCGUCUACGCUUUCUCACUUACGUCGCUUGAAUUCCCCUAUUGGGAGAGAUGGCAAGCUAGCAAAGCCAAGGCAGCUGCACAACACCUUGUGGGGCAUGGUUUGUCCUGCUGAAACUCCAGAGGGUCAUGCUGUGGGGCUUGUGAAGAAUCUAGCUUUAAUGGCGUAUAUAUCUGUGGGGUCCCAGCCAUCCCCCAUUUUAGAGUUUUUAGAAGAAUGGAGCAUGGAAAACCUGGAGGAAAUCUCUCCAGCAGCUAUUGCAGAUGCCACAAAGAUCUUUGUGAAUGGCUGCUGGGUUGGAAUACACAAAGACCCAGAACAGCUGAUGAGCACCCUUAGGAAACUACGUCGUCAGAUGGACAUCAUUGUGUCAGAGGUGUCCAUGAUCAGGGAUAUCAGGGAGCGAGAAAUCCGCAUUUAUACAGAUGCUGGCAGGAUUUGCCGCCCACUUCUGAUUGUGGAAAAACAAAAGUUGUUGCUGAAAAAAAGGCAUAUUGACCAAUUGAAGGAGCGAGAGUAUAACAACUACAGCUGGCAGGAUCUGGUGGCCAGCGGUGUGGUGGAAUACAUUGACACUCUGGAAGAGGAGACGGUUAUGCUGGCCAUGACUCCUGAUGACUUGCAGGAGAAAGGUGUUGCGUAUUGUUCAACCUACACACAUUGUGAGAUUCACCCGUCGAUGAUCUUGGGAGUCUGUGCAUCUAUCAUCCCAUUUCCGGAUCACAACCAGUCUCCCAGGAAUACAUACCAGUCUGCUAUGGGCAAACAGGCCAUGGGUGUUUACAUUACCAAUUUCCAUGUGCGCAUGGACACCCUUGCCCAUGUGCUGUAUUAUCCUCAAAAGCCCUUGGUGACUACGCGCUCUAUGGAAUACCUCAGGUUCAGAGAGUUGCCAGCUGGCAUCAACUCGAUUGUGGCCAUAGCUUCGUAUACUGGAUACAAUCAAGAGGACUCUGUCAUCAUGAAUCGUUCUGCUGUGGAUAGAGGUUUUUUCAGAUCAGUGUUCUAUCGUUCAUACAAAGAACAGGAGUCCAAGAAAGGAUUUGACCAGGAGGAAGUGUUUGAGAAACCCACUCGUGAAACAUGUCAAGGGAUGAGGCAUGCCAUCUACGACAAGCUGGAUGAUGAUGGCUUGAUUGCCCCUGGCGUGCGUGUCUCGGGAGAUGACGUGAUCAUUGGCAAGACUGUCACCUUGCCAGAGAACGAAGAUGAACUGGAGAGCACCAACCGCCGCUACACCAAAAGAGACUGCAGCACUUUUCUGCGCACGAGCGAAACCGGCAUUGUUGAUCAGGUCAUGGUUACCUUGAAUCAGGAAGGGUACAAGUUUUGCAAAAUUAGGGUGCGCUCUGUGAGGAUCCCACAGAUUGGAGAUAAAUUUGCCAGCAGGCAUGGUCAGAAAGGUACCUGUGGUAUCCAGUAUAGACAAGAGGAUAUGCCUUUCACCUGUGAAGGAAUAACUCCAGAUAUAAUCAUCAAUCCCCAUGCCAUCCCUUCACGUAUGACCAUUGGUCACUUGAUUGAAUGUCUGCAAGGGAAGGUGUCUGCAAACAAAGGAGAAAUUGGUGAUGCCACACCUUUCAAUGAUGCAGUCAAUGUACAGAAAAUCUCAAAUUUACUGUCUGACUAUGGCUAUCAUCUGAGAGGAAAUGAGGUUUUAUACAAUGGCUUCACGGGUCGCAAAAUCACAUCACAGAUUUUUAUUGGCCCUACUUAUUAUCAGCGGUUGAAACACAUGGUGGAUGAUAAAAUCCAUUCCCGCGCAAGAGGGCCAAUUCAGAUCCUCAACAGGCAACCUAUGGAAGGUCGAUCACGCGAUGGUGGUCUUCGUUUUGGAGAAAUGGAACGAGACUGUCAGAUUGCUCACGGAGCAGCACAGUUCUUAAGGGAAAGAUUGUUUGAGGCAUCAGAUCCGUAUCAGGUUCAUGUGUGCAACUUGUGUGGUUUAAUGGCAAUAGCAAAUACCCGGACGCACACAUACGAGUGCAGAGGCUGCCGGAAUAAAACACAGAUUUCUCUGGUAAGAAUGCCAUAUGCCUGCAAACUGCUUUUCCAGGAGCUGAUGUCAAUGAGUAUUGCACCUCGAAUGAUGAGUGUGUAACCUUCAAAAGAUCCCCUCUUGUUAUAGCUCUUCCCUGAUCUCUGCCGUGCAUUUUCCAGAUGUAGGUGUCUCUUUAAAUGGACAUAUUUUAUUGCUGAUGUUUUCUGAUGCUUUAGUAUGUGAGGUGUGUGUUUUUGUAAAUAGAAAUAAAAGCUUUUCAAUCAUG